UAAAUUCGACUGUUUAAGAUCAAGGCGAAGGUGUGCGCUAACAACAGCUAGCUAAUGUUAGCUAAAUGGCAACUCGCUACUGUUGUGACCAACGGAAAACAACAUAGAGCCCGAUAUUUCUGAGCUAGCGCUGUUUUAUUUCCUCGAAACAACUCUUACCUGACUUUAAAAUGGUUAUAGACGACGUCCAGUUCUUUUCCAUCUUGAAAGGAAAACGCAUCAAACUGACCCUCAGGACUGGGUCGUAUUUGGGAGUAGUCCAACGCAUCAAUCCCAACAAAACCUUGGUUUUAGCUAACGUAAGUAGCAGUGAUGGCUCCAGGUUCCCUGGAACAAAAGUGUUCUUUGGUCAUGAGAUUCUGAAUGUGGAAUUUACUCAAGAAGCAAACCGUGACGAUGGAAACACUCAUCAGCACAAACUGAAAGAGCAACUGAAAGUAGAAAAGUUUCAGCCAUACAGGAAGACAAUCACAUUGGAUGAUGAUGAUGAUGAUGAUGAAGCGGAAUAUAUCAACUUUGAAGUCAUCGAUGAGAUUCAUGAGAAGUUUAUACCCGCUGUAAUGCACAUCAAGAGACAGCAUGUGAUUGGUGUGGGAGCUGAAGGAGUUGAGGUGUUUCAGAAUGGAAGACUGUGUUGGCUGCAGAUUGCCACUAAAAAGAAGGUGUACCUAUUUGAUGUCCUUUUACUUGGCGCUCGAGCAUUUAAAAAUGGGCUCUCCAUGAUCCUGGAAAGUAGGCACAUCUUAAAGGUCAUUCAUGAUUGCAGGGCCAUUGCUGGAUGUCUGAUCGCUCAGUUUGGAGUGAAACUAGCCAACAUCUUUGACACUCAGGUACAUUGCAUUCAUUUCCUGAUUUUAUUUGAAUGUUUUAAGGUGGCAGAUGUCAUGAGCUUCUACUCAGAGACUGGAGGUUUCCUUCCCGAUAGAGUCAGUAGUCUCCAGGAGGUGGUUAGUCUCCAUCUGAAGGUGCCGUCCUCCCAGCUCUCCACUCUUCAGAUAAAGUCACAGCUCACCAAGGAUGAGAGGGAGAUUUGGUACAAGCGGCCCUGUCCUGUACCCCUGCUGAAGGUGAUGGCUGUGUCAGUGAUUCACCUCCAGCCUCUCAGACUGGUGCUGCUGGACGCGCUCAUGACCGACUACAUGGCUCUGGUGGAUUCCUACCUCAACAGCAGCCACUAUGAACCUGAUGAAGUGGAGCAUGUCAGCAUGGAAAGUGCUUUGGAGUUGCCCAGAGAGCUCAGGCAGCUGGAUCUAAUCCGUAGCGAGCGGCAGGAAUGGGCUGCGGGCCACUAUCCUGUCACAGAGCAGGGUCUGCUAGCUCGCUUCAGCCCCAAACCUCAGUCUUCAUCCCAGACCUCACCCGCUGGAGAGGAACGUAGUGAGACACGACCAGACGCCCUUGAACCUGCCACUGUGGAAUCACCCUCAUCACUGCAAGUGGACCUUGGUAUCACCCAACCAGCCAUGAGCCCUUUGAAAGUCGCCCGUGUUUCUUCUGUGGAUGUCCAUGCUUCUUCCAACCUGGAAGCCCAGCCUCUGGUCCCAGCCACUGUGUCAGACCUCAAGAAACAAAUGUCUCCGUCUGCAAGUGAGGACAGAGGAUGCACAGAAGUACUAAUGGAUAUGAUGAGUAGAGGAAGGCCUUUUGGGAAAGAGUCAUGCAACCCAACUUUACCUUCAGCAGGAAGAGGCUUCCUUCUCCAGAUGCCACCAGCUCAGGUCCCCUUCUCGGAUCCGAGGCAUUUGCAUUGGGGGCAUCAGAAGUCCAGCUGGGAUGAAGAUGUUUCCUCCAAAGCCGAGACGUACACUUACACAGGAAACAAUGCAGUAGUCUGACUGCCAUGAUGAUGACCUUCCCAAGGACAGUCGGUCUCCUCUUCACUCACAGACAUGCUUUACAGAUGUUUGCUUUCAUACUUUGGUAUUCCCCAGAGUGACCAGUAGAGGUCAGUAAAUAUUCUAUUUUUGGAAAGGUUUGUUUGAUGUCGGGUGUUUCUUAAGUCAUUUAUGUUGAAACAACAAGAUUCUUUUGUUUGUACUGCAAGUUUAAACACAGGAUUUGUGUUGUUUGUUAUAAAAGCUGUUCCUGUCUGUUCCUC
This is a messenger RNA of Acanthochromis polyacanthus (spiny chromis), 2098 nucleotides long. It is a transcript of the gene exd1, whose product is annotated as exonuclease 3'-5' domain containing 1. The coding region runs from base 171 to 1835 and encodes 554 amino acids. Lineage: Eukaryota; Metazoa; Chordata; Actinopteri; Pomacentridae. The record is from RefSeq and is a predicted model, not a curated record. Gene Ontology annotation, biological process: nucleobase-containing compound metabolic process. The transcript has 11 exons. Gene Ontology annotation, molecular function: nucleic acid binding; 3'-5' exonuclease activity.